Messenger RNA from Rhizopus microsporus ATCC 52813, 1114 nucleotides. Its product is annotated as RNA-binding domain-containing protein. Bases 10 to 957 code for a protein of 315 amino acids. The record is from RefSeq and is a predicted model, not a curated record. Gene Ontology annotation, cellular component: cytosol. Gene Ontology annotation, biological process: mRNA splice site recognition. The transcript is spliced from 6 exons. NCBI's taxonomy places the organism in Eukaryota, Fungi, Mucoromycota, Mucoromycetes, Mucorales, Rhizopodaceae. Gene Ontology annotation, molecular function: mRNA binding.
CUUGUUACCAUGUCUCUUAUUGAAUUCUCAUCAGAGACUAAGACAACCUUGUGGAUGGGUGAUUUAGAGUCAUGGAUGGAUGAAGAGUACAUUCAGCAGUUGUGGUUUAAUUAUCUUGGUAUUCAUGUGCCUGUUAAACUCAUUCGAGAUAGAAAGACAGCUCUUAGUGCAGGAUAUGCUUUUAUAGAUUUCAGUAGUUGUGAUAUAGCACAAAUGAUACUUGAUCGAUUUAAUGGCGUCCUUAUGCCAAAUUCAAACAAGUCAUUCAAGUUGAGCUGGGCAUCAGGUGGAUUGGUAGACAAGAGACAAGAUAACCAAAAGGGAUACUCGUUGUUUAUUGGUGACUUGGAUUAUAAUGCUACAGAAGAUGAUGUUAUGUUUAUUUUCAAAUCUCGUUAUCCUACAUGCAAGUCAGUGAGAGUGAUGACAAGCUACGACUCAGGCCUCUCUCGAGGUUAUGGUUUUGUUCGUUUUACAGAUCCAUCAGAACAACAAAGAGCCUUAGUUGAAAUGCAAGGACAAGUGAUUGGCAGUCGUGCUAUUCGGAUUUCAUUUGCGACACCAAAAAAAUCAAUAUCACAAGGCUCUUCCUUGAUAACAACGCCUACAGAUUCUCCUUUACUGCAGCAUCAAGAUACAAACACAACCGUGUUCAUCGGAGGAUUGUCGGUGCCUAUCACAGAGGAUCAAUUAAAACAAUAUUUUACUCCCUUUGGUGUGAUUGUUUAUGUAAAGAUACCUCAAGGCAAAGGAUGUGGAUUUGUUCAAUAUACGACAAGGUCAUCUGCAGAAUUAGCUAUUCAGCAAAUGAAUGGCUAUCAGAUUGGAAAUUCAAACAUUCGAUUGUCAUGGGGAACCAGGAACCACAAAAAGCAAGCAGAUCCUUCGUAUUUUUCACUACAGCAACAAAAGAAAGCAUACAGCUAUUGGAUGGACGAUCAUAUUUAUGCUCUUUAAACUCUUUAUUACCAUUGCUCAUUUAAACCAGUUUCUAAAUAAACUAGUCCUAUUAAAGUAAUCUUGUACAUUUAGCAUUUGUAUCAGGAUAAAGCGGAUCGUCUAGAGUCAAUUCUUAUUGGCUACAGUUUUAUCAACCAUGUCAUAUAUUUCACAA